ACUGUUUGUUACCGAGGCCGACAGCGAGCUCCGAUCUCGCGCGAAAUAGAAACAUGGCCCCGGGGUACGUACCCGGGAGUUAAAUCCCACAGUUAGUCUGUCUAAGCUCAUUUACGUAGGAAAGCCGACGAGAGGUGGUAAACUGUCCUUGUUCUCAAACUAAAACAGCGUGUGUCUCCGAGAGAAAAGACGACCAAGGUCAGACACGGUUAAUCUGGAUGUCAACGUUCAACUUGGAGACAAUCUAACAAUAAUCUCCAUGUAACGCGGGAGAACGCACAGAGGCUUACCAAGUAGGAAGAAUUAUAAGAGCACUAACUCUGGACUAAGGACAAUAUCAACGACUGGACAAUGUCCUCUCCUCAUACACCAGUUGCUUCUCCACCCAUAUCUCAAAACGGACAUACGUUUUCCAAAAUAUCCGGAGUUCCGUGCCCAGCGACGCCGACCCGCUACACAGCGCCUGUCCACAUCGACGUCGGCGGGGUGAUAUAUACGUCGUCAUUGGAAACGCUCACAAAAUGCCCCGAGUCCAAACUAGCACGUAUGUUCAAUGGAAACAUUCCUAUCAUUCUGGACAGCCUCAAGCAACAUUACUUCAUCGAUCGGGACGGCAAAAUGUUCCGUCACAUCCUCAACUAUCUCAGAUCCUCACGACUAAUGUUGCCUGAGGGCUUCCGUGAGUACGACCAGCUUAUUGAGGAGGCGCGAUACUACGAUCUACACGGUAUUGUAAGGGAAGUGGAGAUAUUGCGCAGGUGCAAGAACAUCAAAACGGAGAAAUCGGAAGUAGGAAGUUCAGUUAAUGCGCAGAAGCAGCACCAACCACAACAAAUUCGCAGUGGCGAGUUUUCCGACUGCAUUGCCGUAAGUAUCAGCCCCGAUCUUGGCGAAAGGAUUUCUCUGAGUGCCGAGAAACAUCUUCUAGAAGAGGUUUUUCCCGAGCUCACUUCAGCUUUAAUGGAUUCAAGGAACUCUGGAUUUAACCUUGACAACCGCUACGUUAUUCGUUUUCCUGUCAAUGGCUUCUGUAAACUGAAUUCAAUUCAAGUCCUGCAGCGACUAUUUAACCACAGAUUUCUAGUUCACGCUUCCACGGGGGGAGGCGUCGAAGGUCAACAGUUCACAGAGUACUUGUUCCUCCGAACCAAUUGCAAACUGCCGUAGGAACAAGUUGGUUAACAAACGUUUUUGCGUUUUAAACGGAUGAGGAAAUGACAACUAUACAUGACAUUUGUAAAUAAAAAACGUUGUUGACUUGUUCUACGACAGAAAAGAAACUGUCACUGGCUUUAAUGAUACUUCCCGAGAGUCACAUGACUUCUUUAGUCAAUAGGAAGUUCAAAGUGGCGUACAUACCAGGAUGUCGUACGGAUGCCCGAACCGGAUAAAUGUGGCCGGAAGUUCACAAUUCAAUUCCAAAUUUACAUUCAGAACAGUUGACCAAAAUGUGUUUCAAUUUUGGAUCCGACUGAUGAUAGUCCCAUUGUUGUGUAAGACUGUUACAUGUUAUGUGUUUGUAGUAGACACUGGCACAAUCUAUUUGCUUUGACCGAUACUUGAGUUCCGUGUUACUUUGUAUCGUUAUCGUUUGGGUAAUACCUACGUUUUGAUGACGCAAUUGUUAUAAGCGGUCUAGCAAGGCGCGUGUUGUUUAACGAGAAAUGUUAUUAUUAUUAGUGGAAUUUAUAGUUGCGCUUGUCAAUUUCUACUGGUAAACAGGGUUACCAAAUACAAAUUAUAAUGAAACAAUCCCACCUAAUUUUCUGUAAUAAAUUCAAUAAUGUACAUCGAUAUGGUGAUCAUUUAGAACUAUCAAUCUCCCUAUCGAGUUUAGGUCGCGACGCCGACAAAGCGAGAUUAGCAUUGCCGAUGAGUGUUCUUAUUUUGGCGUGUUUAUGUGAUAUUUCGUAAUUCAUCAGUCUGUUAUGCAGCUUUUGAUUUGUACCUGGGAUUCUUUACGUAAAAGAACAUCUUGAAAUAUCGAAAUAUAACGUCACUAGACAACUUAUAGUUAAACAUGUAUAUUGGAGUUUGAAGAGAGAAGUGUUUUGUGGCCGGGUGUCGCAGUGUUUUGGAGCGAGAUUUUCUCCCCGUCAUUUAAUUACUAAUUUUUACCUUUUUUCUAAGUUUUAUUAACUGGGAGAUUAUUUGUACUAUUAUGAACUAGUACCGAUUCAGAUUAAAGUGACUAUAUCUGUAGAUUUCAUACUCAUUAAAUAGCGAUCUCUUGUUAUAAUAGUGAAAUGACUUUAAGAACUAGCUAUACACGAGCCUUUACUGUAACAACCAUCCUAUCAAGAUAUGUUUACAGGGGUUAAAACAUUGUUUACCUUGGAUGAUGUUUGUAAACAAUGCUGUACGCUCUGCUUAGGAGCGACGGUAAUAUACAUAUAUAUGCAUUCUUGUAGGACCUAACGACUUGUAAUGCUUACAAACCAUGGAAACUUUUGUUUUGUAAUUUAGGAAAAAUAUUAGUUUCACUGUAUAUAUGUAUUUUUUUUUAAAUAUUACGCAUAGUGUAUUUUCGGACUUUGAUUUUUGCGGUUAUAGUCGCUUUAAUACCCUUGUUAUGGAUUGUUUCGUUUUCAUUUUCUACAAAGAACAGAUGCCAAUUAUUUUACCUGAAUUUGAAUCUUGAAAUCCAUUUGCUUUUACUUCUAUAUUGAAUGUGCCAUUAAAAUGAUCAAAUUUC
Messenger RNA from Pecten maximus, 2695 nucleotides. RefSeq names its product BTB/POZ domain-containing protein kctd15-like. The coding region runs from base 352 to 1167 and encodes 271 amino acids. The transcript has 3 exons. NCBI's taxonomy places the organism in Eukaryota, Metazoa, Mollusca, Bivalvia, Pectinida, Pectinidae. Gene Ontology annotation, molecular function: protein binding. Gene Ontology annotation, biological process: protein homooligomerization. The record is from RefSeq and is a predicted model, not a curated record.